Messenger RNA from Plasmodium berghei ANKA, 1434 nucleotides. Its product is annotated as mRNA-binding protein PUF2. The record is from RefSeq and is a predicted model, not a curated record. Gene Ontology annotation, biological process: post-transcriptional regulation of gene expression. Gene Ontology annotation, molecular function: mRNA binding. The transcript is spliced from 4 exons. Lineage: Eukaryota; Apicomplexa; Aconoidasida; Haemosporida; Plasmodiidae. Bases 1 to 1434 code for a protein of 477 amino acids. Gene Ontology annotation, cellular component: cytoplasm.
AUGCAAUCCAUGUUUUUAGACGAAACAAACAUAAAAAACCUCAAGGAUGUUCAAAAAAAGUUUAACUUCAAAGAUAAUCUAUACAAUUUAAAAGAGUUAAACUCAUGGUCUACUCAUUAUGAAAGUUUAAACUCAGUAAGCGACGAAUUUUUAUCUUCCCCCAAAACUCUCACCGAAGAUAAUUUUUCAUUUAUUAAUGAUUUUGAAAAUUCCCCUUGCGAACAAAAUGGCAAAUUCUUCGAAAAAAUUAAAUACGAAGACAAUCAUAAUGACAAAUUCCCUGAGCUAGCCAAAAAUAAUUUGUUCACAAAUCACAAUGUAAAUUUACCUGAACAAGUCAUAAAUAAAGUGUCAGGUGAAAAAAAAAAUGAAAAAUAUUAUGAUAAUGCCAUAAUAAAUGAACCAAUCAAUGAAAUAUUAGAAAAUACAAAGGAAAUCAAACAAACUGUAAAAGAUGAGGAUUUAAAUAAAAUAAUGAAUGAUAUAUUUUUUUUAUGUUUUCAUAAAAAUGGAUGUGAGUAUGUUAUAAAAAAGCUUAAAGAAAAUGACACAGAAGAAAAGCAAAUCAUAUUAAAUUCUCUUCUAAUUGAUGCAAAAUCAUUGUGCCCAGACAUGUAUGGAAGUUAUGUAGCUCAAAGUAUAUUUGAUUUAAAAGAUGAAAAAUAUAAAGAACGUUUUACGGAUGAAUUCUUAAAACAUACUAGCUUUUUAACAUUACACACAUAUGGUUGUAGACUUAUCCAGAAAUCAUUAGAAUCACUAUCUAAUGAAUAUAAAUGUAAAAUUUUUAAAGAAUUGGAAAAUGAUUUAAUAACUUAUAUAUGUCACCAAAAUGGAAAUCAUGUUGUUCAAAAAUGUGUCGAAGUAUUACCAUCAAAAAAUAUUGAUACAAUCAUAAAUAUUAUAGAAGAAUAUUUAUCAUUUUUAAGUUCCCAUGCUUAUGGGUGUAGAAUAGUUCAAAGAAUUUAUGAGAUAGGAACACCUGAACAAAUCAAUAGAUUGAAUGAUAAAAUUAUCAAAAAAAUACACUUAAUAAAAAAUAGAUAUGGAAAUUAUGUUAUCCAAAAAUGUUUCGAAUAUUCUGAUGACAAUGUUAGGCUCCUCAUUACUAAUGAAAUUGUCAACGACAUUUACAAGUUAUCUUCUCACAAAUAUGCCUGCAAUAUCAUAGAAAAAAUUUUACUUAAAAAGGAGUACAAAUACAAAAAAAAAAUUAUCAAAAGAAUUGUUGACGACAUUCCUGAGGGAAAUGACAACAUUAUAAGCAUUUGCAAAGACUGUUACGGGAAUUUUAUGAUGCAGAAAUUAUUAACAACUUGCAAAAGGAAAGAAAGAAAUUUAAUAGUAAAAACUAUUAUUGAAAAUUUGGACAAGCUAAAGGAAGAAACUUAUGGUAAAUAUAUUUUAAGGGCUAUUAAUAAUUUAGAGGCAUGA